AUGGGCUCUUUACCGCCUCCAGUCGAGCUCGAUGCACUCAUUGUGGGAGCAGGCUUUGGUGGAGUCUACCAAUUGAAAAGACUACGUGAGGAAGGAUACAAGGUCAAGAUCGUCGACAGCGCUUCAAACUGGGGCGGUGUCUGGUACUGGAACCGAUACCCAGGCGCCCGCGUGGAUUCCACGAUUCCUCACUACGAGUUUUCAGACCCUUUACUUUGGAGAGAUUGGAACUGGAAGCAGCGAUUCCCCGGCAGCGCCGAACUUCGAGAUUACUUCGCUUUUGUUGCAGAGCGAUGGGAUCUGAACAGAGAUGCUAUUUUCAAUACCUUGGUGACCGCGGCCACCUGGGAUGAGGAGAGUGCCAAAUGGCACGUAACGACUCAGACUGGCCAGAGUUUUGUCGUCAGGUACCUUCUCUUGAACACUGGGUUCUCGGCAAAGAGACAUAUCCCAGACUGGCCGGGCAUCGACAAGUUCCGGGGGACCUUUGUUCACCCUUCAUACUGGCCCAAAGAAGAACCCGACCUCAAGGGCAAGAAAAUCGCCGUCAUCGGAACUGGAUCGACUGGAGUUCAACUUUCUCAAGAGUUGAGUAAGGUGGCCAAAGACUUUGUGCUGUUCCAGCGAACCCCAAACCUGGCACUGCCGAUGAAACAGGUCGAGUACAGCGGCGACGAACAGACGAUCCCCCCUCAGAAGUAUCGAGACGUCUUUGCCGGACGGUCGACAACCUUCAGCGGCUUUACCUUCGACUUCCUGCCACGGGGGACGUUCGACGACACACCCGAGCAAAGGAGACAAACGUACGAAGAACUUUGGGCCAAGGGGGACUUUAGCUUCUGGCUUGCGACCUACCACGACAUGCUCUUCACCGAAGAGGCCAACAAAGAGGCGUACGACUUCUGGAAAGCCAAAGUGCGGGCGCGAAUCCACAACCCAGACCUCCACGAGGCGCUGGCGCCCGAGAUCCAGCCGCACGCGUUCGGGUGCAAGCGCAUCUCGUUGGAGAACGGGUUCUACGAGAUCUUCAACCAGCCCAACGCCACGCUGGUCGACGUGACGCGGACGCCGAUUGUCGAGUUCACGGCGCGCGGCGUCCGCACCGCCGAGCGCGAGUUCGAGCUCGACUACAUCGUCUGCGCGACGGGCUUCGACGCCAUCACCGGCGGCCUGAAGCAGAUCGACAUCACCGGCGUGGCCGGCCAGACGCUCGCCCGCAAGUGGGACAAGGGCACCCGGACGUACCUGGGCCUCUGCGUCGCGGGCUUCCCCAACAUGUUCUUCACCUACGGGCCCCAGGCGCCGACGGCGCUGUGCAACGGCCCGACCUGCGCCGAGCUGCAGGGCGAGUGGAUCGUGCAGAUGGUCAAGGACAUGGACGCCGCCGGCCUCACCACCAUCGAGGCCAACCGCGACGUCGAGGACCAGUGGGCCCAGGACAUCUGGAAGCUCGCCAACGCGAGUCUGCUGCCCAAGACGAAAUCGUGGUACAUGGGUGACAAUAUCCCCGGGAAGCCCAGGGAGCCGCUCAUCUACCUGGGCGGCGUGCCGAAUUACUACAAGACUAUCACGGAGUGUGCCCGGGAAGGCUACAAGGGGUUUACACGCGCAUAG
Messenger RNA from Fonsecaea erecta, 1614 nucleotides. RefSeq lists its product as hypothetical. Gene Ontology annotation, molecular function: flavin adenine dinucleotide binding; N,N-dimethylaniline monooxygenase activity; NADP binding. NCBI's taxonomy places the organism in Eukaryota, Fungi, Ascomycota, Eurotiomycetes, Chaetothyriales, Herpotrichiellaceae. The record is from RefSeq and is a predicted model, not a curated record. The transcript has 2 exons. Bases 1 to 1614 code for a protein of 537 amino acids.